UUAUCUAUGGGAGGGACGAGAUGUUGUACAAUCAACUGUAAUGGACAUUGCAUUCUCCUUCAUAGCUGCUGCGCUUCUAAUGUGUGCAGGAGGAAUGGCUUGCUUUACAUAUAACAGUGUAUUCGCUCUAUCUGGUCCACCAGUGGUUGCAAAUAUUCGUAUGAAGAGAAGAGAGCUCAGAGCUGCAGCAUCCAUGGGAGUAACUUGUCUUGGAGCCAGUCUAAUAUAUAUUGCUGAUUUCUUCUGGUGCCUCAUGCAAAGAUCUAAAUUUCUAAACGAAUACUAAACCCAAAAUAAAGGAAGACGACAAUACCCUAAUUUUAUAAUAUUGUUCAGUGGUUUUAAAAAGACAAGAUUUUAACAAGUUAUCCUUAAACAGUUUGUUACACUUUAUGUAAUUUAGUUCAGUACAAAUAAACAAUAGAGUGCCUGAAA
Eurytemora carolleeae is the source of this 435-nucleotide messenger RNA. RefSeq lists its product as uncharacterized. The record is from RefSeq and is a predicted model, not a curated record. NCBI's taxonomy places the organism in Eukaryota, Metazoa, Arthropoda, Copepoda, Calanoida, Temoridae.